Lactuca sativa (garden lettuce) is the source of this 462-nucleotide messenger RNA. RefSeq lists its product as uncharacterized. The record is from RefSeq and is a predicted model, not a curated record. Lineage: Eukaryota; Viridiplantae; Streptophyta; Magnoliopsida; Asterales; Asteraceae.
AUGGUAAAAAAUUGUCAUUUACCCGUGGAGCUCGAACAUAAAGCCUAUUGGGCUUUAAAAACUUGCAAUUUUGAGACGAAUGAGUUGCGUGCCAAUCGAAUUUUGCAAAUGAAUGCUUUGAAAGAAUUGAGGAAUGAGUCUUACACUAACUCAUUGAUUUAUAAUGACAAAACCAAAAGAUGGCAUGAUGCAAGGUUGAAGGGUAAUAAGGAGUUUGAAGAAGGGCAAAAAGUUCUUUUGUACAAUUCAAGAAUAAAGCUCUUUCCAGGAAAAUUGCACACUCAUUGGUGCGGGCCUUUUACAAUCAAGCAUGUAUAUCCAUACGGGGUGAUUGAGUUAUGGAGCAAGGAUGGGUCGAGCUUUAAAGUCAAUGGGCAUAGGAUCAAGAAAUACGAAAAGGGAAUGCCAAAGGAUGAAGGACUAAAAGAAGGCUUGGACUUGGAGAAAGCCGAUGCAACGUAG